AUGCCCCAGGUAGCCACGGACUCGCCUUCCCGCAUACUUCCACAAGGGUGCACGCCUUUUCAGGUAAUUCUGGACUUCGACGGCACCAUCACUGAGCGCGACACCAUUGACAAUAUCGGGAGGGCUGUGUUAGAGUGGCGGAGGAGUCCUGAGGGUGGUGGGACAGACGUUACAGCAGAGUGGCAGCGCAUCGUGGACGGCUAUAUUCGAGGCUUAACCGCCUAUGAUGACUCGCAGCCCUCCGAGGAGCAGCGCACGACUGUUGGGCAAGAAUUGGCAUACCUGCGCGGUCGCAGAGCUAUGGAAGAGGCUUCUCUUCGUCGCGUCAGAGAGUCGCACUUCUUUACAGGCCUAGCCGCACAGGAGCAACUCUACGAGGCAGGGCAGCGGGACAGGGAAACAAAGGCGACAACGAUUCGACAAGGCUUUUCCGAAUGGAUCAAAACCCUCAAGGAGGAUUUCGAUCCCGCACCCAGCAUUCACAUUGUUUCGGUAAACUUCUCUGCCUCUUACAUCAAAGGCGUGCUCCAGCCCUGGCUGCAAGAUAUCUCCUCCGUCAUCGCCAAUGAAGUCCAAUCGGAUGGGAACAUCAGCGCAGCACUCGAUUGUUCGGCCCAAAUCCUUGGCAAAGAUUCGAGCGCUUUCACAGUAUCUGAGGACAAACUGGCCAUCACGAAGCAUCUUUCCACGAAACCACCGGGCCCGAUUAGAUACUAUUUUGGGGACUCUACCACCGACCUUGAGUGUUUGAUUGAGUAUGGGGGCUAUGUUCUGGACUCUGAGGGAGGAGGCAGCCUUGUGAGAGCCUUGCGAAGACUCGGUCAUCGUGUACCUCAUACCACAGAAUGUACAUCAACGCUCGCAGGAAACCAGAUAUGUUGGGCGCGCAAUUUCCUCGAGAUUCUUCAAUCACGCUCCUGGGCCCCAAAGCAUCUGCAAGCAGGGACUGUCAACCAGACCAACAGCUCGGUGUGA
This is a messenger RNA of Cryphonectria parasitica EP155, 975 nucleotides long. RefSeq lists its product as uncharacterized. The transcript has a single exon. Lineage: Eukaryota; Fungi; Ascomycota; Sordariomycetes; Diaporthales; Cryphonectriaceae. The record is from RefSeq and is a predicted model, not a curated record. The coding region runs from base 1 to 975 and encodes 324 amino acids.